Molecule: messenger RNA, 8005 nt
Organism: Pseudopipra pipra
Lineage: Eukaryota; Metazoa; Chordata; Aves; Passeriformes; Pipridae
Gene: RBFOX2
Product: RNA binding fox-1 homolog 2
Exons: 15
Coding region: 269-1708 (479 amino acids)
Biological process (GO): regulation of alternative mRNA splicing, via spliceosome; nervous system development
Cellular component (GO): cytoplasm; nucleus
Molecular function (GO): mRNA binding
Source: RefSeq, a predicted model, not a curated record
AGGUUUCCGAGCGGGGGUCGCGGUGCUCGGCGGCCUUUCCGGAGAUUGCCGAGGGGCUCCGGCCCCUCCCCAGCCGCCGCCGAGCCCGUGACCGAGGCGCUCCGGUGGGUCGGAGCCCGGCGCUCCCGCUGCUGCUCCGGUCGCGGCGCGGGGCUUGCCGCCCUCCCCCUCCUCCUUGUGCCGCUCCUGCUCCUCCGGCAGCGCCGGGCGCCGCGGUGACAGAGCGGGGCGAUCGCGGCGGGGGGCGGCCGGGGCUCCGGCGGCGCGGAUGGCGGAGGGCGGCCAGCCCCCGCAGCAGCAGCAGCAGCCACAGCCGCAGCUCCUGGCCGGCGGCGGCGCGGGGUCCGCCCGCGGCGUGAAGCGAGAGCCGGAGCUGGAGCAGCCCAUGCCCGGCGGGGACGGCGCCGAGGGCGGCCACAGCAAGCGGCUGCGGACGGAGGCGGAGGCCGACGGCGGCGGCAUGCAGAACGAGCCUCUGACUUCAGGUUAUCAUGGAUAUCCAGCAAGAGACAAUCAAGGUAACCAGGAGCCAGCAGCAACUCCUGAUGCAAUGGUGCAGCCAUUCACCACAAUCCCAUUUCCGCCACCCCCACAGAAUGGGAUUCCCACAGAGUACGGGGUGCCACACACUCAGGACUAUGCAGGCCAGACCAGCGAGCACAAUCUGACACUCUACGGAAGCACGCAGCCGCACGGAGAGCAGAGCACGAACACGGCCAGCACGCAGAACGGAUCUCUUGCAACAGAAGGAGGGGCACAGACAGAUGGACAGCAAUCACAGACGCAGAGCAGCGAGAAUACUGAGAGCAAAUCCACUCCAAAACGACUUCAUGUGUCUAACAUUCCCUUCCGCUUCCGAGAUCCUGACCUUCGGCAGAUGUUUGGGCAAUUCGGCAAAAUCCUUGAUGUAGAGAUAAUCUUUAAUGAGCGUGGCUCGAAGGGAUUCGGGUUCGUAACUUUCGAGAAUAGUGCUGAUGCAGACAGGGCCAGGGAGAAAUUACACGGCACCGUGGUAGAGGGCCGUAAAAUCGAGGUUAACAACGCCACUGCCCGAGUGAUGACCAAUAAGAAGAUGGUCACACCUUACGCAAAUGGUUGGAAGUUGAGUCCUGUGGUUGGAGCGGUGUACGGCCCUGAGUUAUAUGCAGCGUCCAGCUUUCAAGCAGAUGUCUCGCUCGGCAAUGACGCCGCAGUGCCCCUCUCAGGAAGGGGGGGUAUUAACACUUACAUUCCUUUAAUCAUUCCAGGCUUCCCCUAUCCAACUGCAGCCACCACAGCAGCCGCAUUUCGGGGCGCCCAUCUGAGGGGCCGAGGAAGGACAGUGUAUGGGGCAGUCCGGGCGGUACCUCCCACGGCCAUCCCUGCCUACCCAGGUGUGGUUUACCAGGACGGAUUUUACGGUGCUGACCUCUAUUUGACUGAAGAAAUGUUAACAUCCCGCUCUAAAUCUCUCAGUGGAGUCUCUGUUCCCUUCUCUGAUAUAACAGAUGGGGUGGAUACGCAGCCUACAGAUAUGCACAGCCUGCUACUGCAACAGCAGCCACGGCCGCUGCAGCCGCUGCAGCAGCUUACAGCGAUGGUUAUGGCAGGGUGUACACAGCAGAUCCUUACCAUGCCCUUGCCCCUGCCGCUAGCUACGGAGUUGGCGCUGUGGCGAGUUUAUACCGAGGUGGCUACAGCCGAUUUGCCCCUUACUGAAGUGACGUGAGCCCCCUGCAAGUGGGACAGCCCCCCAAGUCAUGAGGCCUGGCUAUUGCAAUAUUUACUAGUAGAGGAACUCUAUAGCAAGUUGAGGAGGAAAAACAAAAAAACAAAAGAGAAAAUACUUUUUUAUACCUCACUAUGUUCUUUGAAUAUGUAUUUUUUUUCCUUUAAAUUUCUGCCUUUAAUUCUUUUGUUCCAAAGAUUGUGCUUUUUUUUUUUGUUUUGUGUUUUUUUUUUUCUUUUUUUCUUUUUUUUUUUUUAAACUGUGGUAAAAAUAAUGCAUUUCCGUGUCUGUAUGUUGGUGCAUAGCUUAUCCUACCAAUCACGGAAAAGGCAAUUAGUGAUAAGGAAAGCGGUUAGAAACUGAUAUCAUGCAAUUAAUCAGGAACACGCAGACAGAGUUACUUCCCUGGUCUGGUGCUUGGUGCCUGUGAGACAGAAGGACGUGAGGGAGAAGUCUCCACCUGCCGUGUUUCUGGUCUGCAGAAGGAAGCACUCUUUGGCUGCGGCUGGGACCUAAAUGCUGGUGGGAAAUAGUCAUUUACAUUUGGAAAUGGGGGAAAUGCAGAGACUUUCCUCGUUCCUGCCAUCAUCUGACGUGCACAGGUUUGGGACAGCUUCAGCAGUGUCAGAAUUUUAGACUUCACAAGAGAAGAGUCCCUCAACCUGCUCUAAGACUUCUGCUGUUAUCUGCUGUAUAGGGGACAAGACUUUGGAAGAAGUUUUUGAUGAGGAUGACCUUUCCCCCACACACAGAACUUUUACUAGCUGAUCAUUGUCCAUUGCUGGUGGCUAUAAUUAUCUUAGUUUUCAUUCCUCCUUUUCAAGAUCUUUCUCCCUUGCUGUCCCGUUCCUCGAGAAGUGGCAGAUGCAGUGCAGGAUCAGGCAGAGUACCUCUGCUGCAGACAGCAAGUGGUUAAACUUGCAGAGGUGAAGCACGUGCAGCCUUGCAGAGGAAGAAAUUUAGCAGAAGAGUCGAGCAUGGCAGAUGCUCUGAGGCCCAGCGUGCAAGGUCUCUGCUCCUGUUCAUCCUGAGCUACUUAGGUGCUUCUGCAAGUAAUCUAUUUCAAACAACAUGAGUAAGGUAAAAACAGUCAUGUAUAAGCUACUUGAGGUGAGGGACAAGCAUGUGGGUUUGUGUGGGGGAAGAGGAUCUUUUAUAUCUAAAUGUGAUCCUGAAGUGGUUUUGUUUCUGGCAGAAGCAGUUUGUGCAAGCUCUGAGUUCAUAGGAACUUCCUACCACAAGCUAUGUCAGGCCCUUACAUAGCUGCAUUGGAGCCCCUGGGUUUGUUUUGCCCAGCCUCUCGUAGAAAGUUGUGCACCUGGUCUGCUGAGUCCAUAUAGACACUACAUAUUAGAAGAAGCUUAGAGACUAUUUAGCAGAAGGCUCCACAACUCCCAAGACCAUCUCCCUUCUGCUCCCACAUACAUCAAAUUCGCUGUGUUUCAAAGAUAGCACAUUUAGAUGACAGAGCUGUGGUGUGAUGGGGAGUUGCUGCUCUCCAGACCUCCCUGCUCAGCUGCUGGCUCUUGGAGUGCUCCCGGUAACCCCAGUGGUUAGAGGCAGGGCUCACCACCUGGUAGAGAGGUGCAUAACCCUAAUUUUAUUAGGCUGCCUCGACUCCAUCAGUUGGUGCUGGGGUGAGCCACUGCCCCCAGAAGGGCGGCUUGGAGUAUGGGUUUGUUGGUGAAGCCUUUCCAACUCCUGUUGUACACGUGCUUCUCCAUCCACCACUGAUACAGAAUAGGAAACUUCCUGCAUUUAACACUAAGCAACGUCACCAAGUGGAGGUUCCGAACGCUCCUGGGGAGGUGUCCUGGCCCAGCCACACGCAACCACACAUGUUUUUAGCUCUUCCUCAGUGACACAUGGAGCCUCUCUGUGCACAGCACCUCUAAUGGGAAGAAUGGGGAAGCCAUUAGUUAAGCUAGAGAUGCUGAAGCAAUUGAUUCUAUGGAGGAAUAGACAGAUAAAGAGGACACCAAACUGCCAGCCUGUUGGCCACUUUUUUUUCUGGUUUUAUUGUUGUUUUUUUUUACUUUUUUUUCCCCCAAGCCAAAGUUUGGUUUGUUGCUGUUAUGACAAUUUUUUUGUUGUUUGUAUAUAAAUAUUUUAGCUUGAAAAUGGGGAGGGGGGGGAACAGGGUGUUGGGGCUUUCACAAAAUCUAGGAAAUGAGAGGGACUCGGAGUGUUUGGGGGCUUUUACUGCCUGAGUUGGGGUAGAAGAGGGAGGACUUGUGGUACAAAUAGUUAUUUUCAAGGGGAGCCAUUUCUACUGAAGGGUAGCCGGGGUACUUGAGGAGCUGGGAUGCAGCAAAAGCCUCUACUGGACUUGUUCUACCGCUGUAAAUGGAGGGCCUGAGUGAGGCCAUCCCUUCCCAUGCCCCCAGGCAGUUCCUCAGGCAGCAGGUCUGCAGGCUGUGGGCAGAGGAGCGCAGCUUGCAGAGCACCCCUGGGGGCGCUGCCCCCCUCCCCACUGCCCCUCUCCUGCGUUCAGUUCAGCUGGUUCUGACUGCGGCUCCUGAAAAGCUGGGUUCUCCCUCCCUGAGUGCCCUCCCCUGCCCCGGCAGUGCUGCCUGCAAUCCCCGCCUGCCACUUGGCCUCUCUGGAAGUAGGGAGGCCAGCCCCAUUUCUGCCUCCGAGCAGAGUCUAUGCAUGGCAGCUUCAGCCCGCCCGAGUAUAUUUUAGGAAUGUGAGGGGGUUAGUGCAGAAGCACCCAACCUUUGUGGGGCUGUGGUCCCCUGAUCUCCGAGUAAUACCUGCUCUAAGACCAUCCAGCCUGAUUCCUCUUGUACCUGAGCCUGGUCUGCUCUGGUCACUCCCUGCCAGGAUCCUCUGGUGUGUUAACCAGCCAGUGUCUCCAUGACUCCAUAGUUAGUGCUGCCAGAUCCCUGCUAAGGGAGCUUGCUGAUAGCCCAGCUUCCUGCUCUCAGCAGUGAGCUGCAGAGGGGACACUGGGACACUUGCAUGGCUGGGGGCCAGAAGUAGCUCACUGGUUCUAGGUGUCCGGAGCACCGGACCUCCCAAAAACUUGCAUGCCAGCUGGAAUUUUGCAGCAAGGUUUCUCGAAGGAGUGUUGUGCCAUGACAGGAGAGCUCUUCAGCCUUUCUUCCCUGUUGGCGAACAACAGCUCUGUUUUCGCUCUGAUGUGUUAUAAACUGGCUAGAGAUGCUUUCAGAGUAGCCAAGCUGUGGCUAUAUCCAUCUUCUGAAGAAGUGAGGACAAAGCCUAUAUCUCCCUAUGCAAAAUGAAUUACGUUUAAUAAAUUAAACUGGGCCCUGGCUUAUUUGAAUGAUGGCAGCUAGUGCUUGCCCCUGUGAUGGGUCUGCAAUCACAGGUCCCUUGCAAAGCAGGGUUUGGCUUUCUGAGGGAAACCACACAGGCAGCAUGGCAAAUAGCUUGCUGUUUGUCACCUUCUAGUCUGGUGGCAUCUGGGAUUCCUCUUGAUGCAGAAUAAAAAUGUUUCUUUAAGUGUAGCUGUUUGUACUGUCUUGCAAUAGGUCUGGCCAGCACAUGAUGAUAUACUGAUAAAAUUUUGGUUUGAAGAGUUGAUUUAUUUAAUGUGCUGGUCUGUAUUUCAUUGUGGGUACAGUUGUGCUGGUACAAAGAUGACUUCUACUAGUAUAGCAUAUUCUCAACUGGGAAUAAGUUGUAUUGGUGCCCAGCACAUUAGCAAACUGUUAUCCCUGUCCCCACGUUUGGGAGGCUGCUCUGUUGUAGGUGGGUUAGCUUUUCUAAGAAAAGCCAUGACAGGACCUGGAGGCAAUGGGGAGCUCAGUAUGAGCCUGCUAUAGCCAGCUUUUCCCAGGUUAAGCAGUUAUGUGGAUCUUGUGUCAUGAGUUCAGAUAGACAAAGCCAUGUUUAAAGAUAGCUGUGGCUUGGCUGUUUCAGUGCCUGAGAGGGAGCAGACUUGCCCAGCAAGAAAGAGUGACAGCUCUGGAGUCUGAGACCUGUGUUUUGGGCAGGGCUCUGUCAGUGAUCCUCAAGGGCCACCGUGGAGCAGUUGUGUUGCUACGUUAGACUUCGCUUCCCCGUCCCUAAAGUGAAGUUGAAGUUUACCCCCUGUUCUUACCUGUUUUGAGACAUCUGUGGAUGUGAAGUGCACAGCAAGAGCUGAGGAGGUUUUUCUGAAUAGCUGGCUCAAGUGCUAGUUGUGGAAUGGUUAAUGAAGCCAUUUCCCUGCCUGAAAAGAGACACUGGCUGCUGGACUUUCAAUUCCAGCACCCAGAGCUCCAUCAGCGGGAAAUACAAAGCAGAGCCUCCCAGUUCUACCCAUGUUUUUCCCUAGCCCAUCCCUAUCUGUAUCUUCCUAUCCUGGCUGUGAAGAUGGAGGCAAGUGGAGAACAGGUUUGGGGAGCACUUAGGAAUUUAAUAAAGGGAAACUCAAACAACAGCUCUGGGGAGCGCUUUUGCUGAGUCUAGCUCCAAAGGGAAAGCGCACAGGCAGCAUGGCAGAAGACCUGCUGCCUGUGACCCUCCAGCCUGGCAGGGUGGGGGAAUGCUGUCCUUGGUGCAGAGGGGUGAUUUUUAAAGUGUUUUACCUGUUUGCACUGUUUUAAAAUAGGAGGGGGGGGAAAACCAACAUAGUGAACAAGAAAAACAUCCAAUGUAAACUUCUUUGUGUUUUUAUUUUUGACAUGCUCUUGGAUAAUGUCAAACAUUUUGUAGUAUACACCAGUGAGACUUGAUUCUUUGUUGCAUAAAACACUAUUUUUUGUGAUGUUAAUGUCUGAAAAGCCCGUUCCCUCCACCCCCACCUUACUGAUUGCCCUCUCCGCCCUGCAACCCCAGUAAACUUCUCUUCCACAAUGAAAACUCCAGUCAACAAGGCAAGCAGGAGUCUGAUAGCAAGAGCAUGAAAUGGGGCCCUUUACAAGUAGGCUCUGGGGUUUAUCCCUGGUAUGCUUCGCUCUAGCCAGGAGUUGUCAGGAUAGCCCCUGUCCCUCUGCAGUGCCUGCAUCGAUGGCAGCCUAAAUGGGUCUUGGGAUGUCCAAGUCCCAUCUCUGUUGCCACUGCUGACCCUGGAAGGCAACUUCUUGCCAGCGGCUGCCAGUGCUGCCAGUGGUUGUCCUCUCCAGGUAUCGGGCUGCAGCUGGUCCAGGCUUGUGCAGGAGACAAGCUUCCCAUGCUGCCUCUCAGCUCAUGGUAGAGCAAGAACACAUCAGCCAAAAAUCUUGCCUGAUUUCACCAGGAGAUCGCUGGUGUCUAAAGCCGUCCACCCAGAUACUCAUUUGGCUGGCAGUCAGCAAAAUGCUGGUUAAUCUUGGGAAUGCUUUUUUAUUCUUUUUUGUUGUUAUUCCGAAGUGGGUCAAGAAAUCUCUUACCAGAUUCCCAGUUCUCUGCUGGUGGAGGGGCUUGUUGAUUCCCCACAGAGUAAAUUAGAGAAAUCAGGCCUCCCGCGUUAGCAGUCUCAGUUCUGGUCAUGUUUUUCUAUUUUUUCUGUUCACAGUAUUUUGUGUGUGCUGCGUGUGUUGUAGUUUUGGCAGCUCAGUUUGGCUGCAUUAUCAAGUGACGAAAUCAUCCUCUUUUACCCCAGGGGAUAUGAUUUGGUUUCGGUUGUUUGUUGUUUUUUUUUUUUUUUUUUUUUUUUAUGGGGUUUUUUUUUGUUUGUUUGUUUGUUUUUUGAAUUAUUUUUUUAAUAUGAUAAAUCCUGCUUGUAAAUAGCUGGAGCUAAAACCUGGGGCUGAUAGCAAAUGAGAACCAGGGCUAUAGAGUGAUACGGAGCUGGUGGAGUAUUUUACUGACCUCACAGGCUGAUCUACUUGAGACUUGCAGAUUUUCAGUGCAAGGCUGAGACGCCGCAGCACCUCCAAUGGCAGCGACAGACUUGCCCCUUCUUGCAGUCUCCCCAGCACCUCCCAUUGCCAGGUACCGCCGGGGAACAGGACGUGUCCCAGGUGGGAUGCGUUCCCUUCCCCUGGAUCAUUUCCUAGGACGCCCAAGCCGCUUGCCCAGGGUCCCAUUUCCCUGCUGACUCUGGAGAAGCAGUAUCUGCAUCCCAGGGCUUCGUGACAGCCUCUAACUUCCCGCCCUCCCUCGUUAAGUAUCAUAUUGUAUAGUAGCUUUCAGACCAUACAGUAUUCAUUGGGUUAUUCCUAUUAUUAUCAAGUAGCUGGAAUUGUGAAGGUUGGAGUAGUUAGAUCUUUAGCUUUUAUUCCUUUUUUUUGUAUUACUAUCCAUGUGUAUAAAUUAUUGAUCAUGUUGCUGGCUUUUAUAAACUCUAAGCAAGGGGGGAAACCCUUCCUAACCCUUUGCAAAUGGUAAUGAAGCACUGUUUUUAAAUAAAAGAGAGAAACACCA